AUGAACCCUUAAGCUUAAGUUCAAUAAAUUUUUGAAGAUUUAAUAAGCCUUAAAUAAGGCUGCGAUGAAUAUAUUGUGAAAAUGUGGGAUUUCAAAAAAGAAAUGUACGUAAACACUAAAAUUAAGAUUGAAAUUACACAAAAUAAUAUGAUAAUUUACUCUUAAAAUGGAGUAAUCUUGAGAAUGUAAUAAUUGAAUAUGAUAAAAAGUGAAUAAACUAAUGAUGUCUCAAAGAAUCUAGAAAUUUUAAAAAAUAUUGAGUAGAUCAAAUAUCUUACUUGGUAAGGUUAAAGUGGUUAGAACAACAAGAAAAAUGGUAAAUGGGUUGCUACUUGGAAAGGUGAAGAUAUAAUGAAUGUUGGUGGAUACUUUAUGGAUGGUUUAAAGCAAGGUUUGUGGAUUUAAAUGAUAAAAAAUUAUUGGGAGUAAAUUUUUUUUUUUAAUUUUAUAGUUAAGCCCAAGUUUUUGAAAUUGGAGAAUAUGAAAAUUAUAUAAGAAGAAAUAGAUGGAAUUAUAUUUAUGAUAACAAAAAGAUGUAUUUCUUUUCCAUAUUAUUUAGUAAUGGUGGAUCAUAUAACGUAAAUGGUUAAAAAUAUGGCAAAUGGUUUGAGUUUUGCGAAGGAUUUAGGGAGGAUUGUUAAGUAUUAUAUUUUGGAGAAUAUGAUGAAAAUGGUUAAAAAGUUGGUAUUUGGGAUACUAUGAGGAGGAGAUCUAGCAGCGAUUCUUUUUAAUUGAUGUAAAUUAAAAUAAAAAUGGUAAUAGUGGGGGUGGAAUAUAUGAUUAAAAAGGUAAUUCAAGAAAGAUUGGGAGAUGGAUUGAGUUAAGUGAAUUAUUCAGAUGGGACACUUAAGUCAUUUUUAAUGGAGAAUAUGACAUGAAUGGAGUAAAAGUUGGCUUAUGGGAAAUUUUGUAUAAGCAAACUAAGAAAAAAUUUUUCGAAAAAAUGUAAAAGGAUUAUUUAUUAUUAGUGGUGGAGGGGUAUAUGAUUAAAAAGAAAAUUCAAGAAAAAUUGGGAGAUGGAUUGAGUUGAGUGAAUCUUUUAGAUGCGAUUCUUAAGUCACAUAUAAUGGGGAGUAUAAUAAGAAUGGUAAUAAAAUUGGUAGAUGGGAUAUAUAUUUAAAUUGGAAUGGAGGAAACAAUAGAAUGUAUAUAAUAUUUAUUAAUUAUUAAAGUGGUGGAGGAUUAUAUGAAGAUUAAAAAGGAGUUUAAAUAAAGGUUGGGAGAUGGAUUGAAUUAUUUGAGAAUUUCAAUGAAUAGAAUCAAAUCAAAUAUAAUGGCAUCUAUAAUUAGUAGGGCAAUAAAAUUGGAAGAUGGGAUAUUUUCUAAAGAGAGAAUAGAUAAAAGAAGUUUUGUAAAAUGUAAAACUAUAUUUAUCACAUUAGUGGUGGAGGUGAAUAUGAUGGUUCAUUUAAGAUUGGGAAAUGGAUUGAAAUUUGGGAUGAUUUCGAAUGGAAUAAAUAACUUAUUUAUAAUGGAGAAUAUAAUUUGGAUGGUAAAAAAAUUGGGAGAUGGGAUAUUUUGGAAGUAAUAACUUCACAAGUUUCAUUGUGGUAAUUAAAUAAUUUCAAAUUUUUAGUGGUUGUAUCAACUAUGAUUCAAUUGGAGAAGAAAUUUAUAGAAGCAUUAAGUAUGAUAUAAUUUGAAUUAUAAGUGAUCCCAUUAUUUUUGUAGGGCAAUUUAAAGAUGAAAAAAAAAUUGGCAAAUGGGAUAUUAUGUCUAGAUAAUACUAAGGUCGACCUUUUCAAAAUAUGUAAUUUUAAAUUAUCAUUUUAGUGGGGGCGGUGAAUAUGAUGGUUUGAAUAAAAUAGGAAAAUGGAUUGAAUUAUAGGAUGAUAUCAAUUAGCAUUUAUAAUUCAUUUAUAAAGGAGAAUAUAAUAUGGGAGGUUAUAAAAUUGGAAGAUGGGAUAUUCUGGAAAGAGUAAAUAAUUAAUUUUCAUUGUGGUAAUCAGAUAAUCUGAAUUUUUAGCGGUUGCAUUAACUAUGAUUCUAGUGGAAAUGAGAUUUACAGGAAUGAUAAGUAUAAUACCAUUCAAAUUAUUAGGGAUUCUUUAGUUUUUGUAGGAUAGUUUAAAGAUGAAAAAAAAUUUGGCAAAUGGGAUUUUAUGUAUAAAUAAUAAAAAGGUUAACCUUUUGAGAUUAUGUACCAUUAUUUUAUCAUGUUAGCGGAGGUGGUGAAUAUGAUGGUUUGUAUAAAAUCGGAAAAUGGAUAGAAUUAUGGGAUAAUUUCAGAUAUGACUCCUAAAUUACUUUUAUUGGAAACUAUAAUGAAAAUGGUCAAAAAAUAGGUAAAUGGGAUAUUUUUUAGAAGCAUAAUGGACAAGUUUAACAAAUGUAAUUAGAAAAUAAAUUUAUUUUAGUGGUGGUGGAUCCUAUGAUGUAUAAAAAGGAAGUUCAAUUAAAAUUGGAAGAUGGAUUGAUGUGUCUCAUAGUUUUAGAUAAAGUAAUAAAAUCAAAUAUAAUGGGGAUUAUAAUAAUAAUGGUCAUAAAAUAGGGAAAUGGGAUAUUAUAUAUAGUGGCGCAUAAGAAAAAGAAUAUAAAUUAAUGUACAAAUAGGUUUCCUUUUUUUAGUGGCGGUGGAUUCUAUGAUGAGUCAUCAGAAGUUUCAACAAAAAUUGGCGAUUGGAUUGAGGUUUCUGAGGAAUAUCAGAAACACAAGGAAAUUACUGAUCAUGGAAAGUACGACAAGAAUACAAAAGUUGGAAGAUGGGAUAUAGAGUUUAAGGGGAAUAAAAUGUAUAAUGAAUUAAUUUAUUUUAGUGCGGGUGGAUCAUAUGAAGUAUAUGAGGGAGUUUCAAAAAAGAUUGGGAAAUGGAUUGAGUUGUCAGAAGGUUUCAAUGAGGUUUUAUAAAUUACUUUUCAUGGCGAAUAUGAUUUGAACGAAAAAAAAGUCGGUAGAUGGGAUAGAGAAUUAAAGGGAAAGAAAAUGUAGGAUUGGUUUAAUUAAUUUUAGUGGGGGUGGAUCAUAUGAUGUAUAAGAGGGAGUUUCAAAAAAGGUUGGGAAAUGGACUGAGUUGCCAGAUGGGUUUUAUUAAAUUACAUUUGUUGGCGAAUAUAAUUAGAAUGGUUAAAAAGUUGGUAUAUGGGAUACCGAAUAUUAUGGAUAAAAAAUGUAAAAAAGCUAAGAUUAAAAUUAUUUUAGUGGUGGUGGUUAGUAUGUUUUGCAAGAAGGAAGUUCAAUAAAAUUUGGAAAAUGGAUUGAGUUGUCUAACGAAUUUUAUGCAAAUUCUCAAAUAAUCUAUUGCGGAGAAUAUAAUUUGAAAGGUUAAAAAGAUGGUAAGUGGGAUAUUAUGUAUUGUAAAUAUAAUGAAAAAGAAUUCAAAAAAAUGUAAAAAUUGCAAAUUAAUUUGAUAGUGGUGGCGGAUCAUACAAUGAGUGUAAAGAAGGAUCAAAAAAGAUUGGGAGCUGGAUUGAGUUAAUUGAUGGAUUUGGAUGGAAUGGCAAAAUAACUUAUAAAGGUGAAUAUAAUGAAUUUGGUGAAAAAAUUGGAAUAUGGGUAGAAAUUGAUAGUGAGAAAAAUAAAGUGAAGGAAUUGAGAUAUAAUAAUUGA
Molecule: messenger RNA, 3547 nt
Organism: Paramecium sonneborni
Lineage: Eukaryota; Ciliophora; Oligohymenophorea; Peniculida; Parameciidae
Source: the annotation of a GenBank genome assembly